Porites lobata is the source of this 700-nucleotide messenger RNA. Lineage: Eukaryota; Metazoa; Cnidaria; Anthozoa; Scleractinia; Poritidae. The record is from the annotation of a GenBank genome assembly.
CAGAUUCUGGCAGAGACUCGCCUCAAUGUUCACGACUCACCAUUCCCCGCUGACGCUCAAGACACCGUGGGAACAUUUCCAGCGCCUCCCGAUCCUACUGGUAAGGUUUAUUGUCCCCUGUCUCCCCCCCUCCCCCCCUCAAGUUCUCUGCCUUCCCAGUUACCGAUGUAACAAAACCUAUUGGCAUUAAAGCCCUGAUCACUAAUAAGAAGUUGUACAAAAGUUCGUUUCGGUCAGACGUCAGUUCUCUCUUGUGAGAUUUCCUGCAUUUGUAAUAAUUGCGUUGUAGACUAGUCUGCUACACAGCCGUUUUUAGUGUCGUCACGCAACGCUCCGAAAUUUAGGUGAAAGAAAUCGGACUUUCACGAUUAUGUUUGUUCAUUAGUCUGUUUAUAUGUACUUUUUAAGUUAAUAAUAAUAAUAAUAAUAAUAAUAAUAAAAGGUAAAUACUAUCUUACAGUAUGUCAAACCAGGUUUUCCAUUCCGGACAGCCGGACAAUACGAACACUUUAGCAUGUCCAUUUGCUGACCGUAUUAACGGUGUUCCUUUGUAUAAUGUCUGUUUCCCAACCAAUUCUUAGAAGCUGAGUCAUACAAAAUUGAUUUUAUAGUUAUAGAAGAAUCCCCAGGAAGUAAACAGAAAGCAAGAAAAAAGCGGAAAGUGCAGGAGAUGACUGAAGGUAUGCUAAAGGUCAUUUAA